Stegodyphus dumicola is the source of this 5339-nucleotide messenger RNA. Its product is annotated as major facilitator superfamily domain-containing protein 6-like. Gene Ontology annotation, cellular component: membrane. Lineage: Eukaryota; Metazoa; Arthropoda; Arachnida; Araneae; Eresidae. The record is from RefSeq and is a predicted model, not a curated record.
UUGGUUUUAGCCGCCCGUAGAAGGAGGUCCGUUGAAUGAAGAGAAGUGAAUUACUCUGACAUGAAGUGUAAACAGUCACCGAAGUGAAAAUCUUAUGCGGCUAUUCAGUGUUAGUUUGCUGUUGCUACAUUUGUGAAAUCGUUUGUUACGGUUGAAAUUUGUAUUUUUCAUCAUGGUUGAUUGCUCCUGUAUUCGGAACAUCAGUUAUCCUAAUGUCAAGCUGCACUAUUUCCUACUUAAUGCAGCAUUGGCCUGUGUCAUACCAUAUCUCCCUGUUCAUGCAAAAGAAAUUGGAAUAUCAGCUGUAUCUGUUGGUGUCAUAUAUUCAUUUCUUCCUCUUGUUACAAUGGUAGCUAAACCAUUUUUUGGGGGAGUUGCAGACCAUUUUAAUAAUCUAAAAUCAUUGUUACUCAUAUUUUUAGGUGUUGUAAUGUUGUCUUCAUCAUUAACAGUAUCUAUACCGAGAAAACAAAAUAUGAUUACUAGUGAAGUACGUUGCACUGCAUCGGGAACAACUCUGUACUUCAAAGCUAAACCAAGCCAAGAUUGCAUGAUUGAUGUUUUGAGUACAAAACCAUUGAAAUGCUAUAUGUAUUGUUCAGAAUGUUUAUUAGUUAAAAAUGGAACACAUAAAAAUUCUUCAGUGGAUACUGCAUGUGCAAAAAAGGUAGUACAUCCUACAGAAGUUACAGUACACUUGGAAAAGCGAAAUGAUUCAACCCACCUAUUUAGUGUCCGAGAUUUGACUCUUUCAGAAAGAGUUAUGAAUACUCUUUGUUUCGUGAAUUUGACAUUCAGUUGUAGCUCAUUUUGUGAACCAGUUCUACAAGAAUGUUUCACAGGUAAACAGGAGCCUGAAUAUAGCAGUGAUCAGUUUUGGUUGUUUUUAAUUUUUGCUACUUUAUGUGUUAGUAUAAGUGGUGUCAUUGUUUCAUUUUCUGAUGCGAUAUGCUUUAAUGAAUUGGGUGAAAAUGCACAUCUUUAUGGUAAACAGAGAUUAUGGGGCACAAUAGGUUGGGGUUUAUUAUCUCCUGUUGCUGGAUAUCUAAAUGAUUUAGUUACUGGUGAUUCUUUUCUUAAAGCUUAUCAGCCAGGAGCAAUCCUUCUUGUAUUAAUAUUAAUUUAUGAUCUCUGUAUUGCCAAUAAAUUAAAGACAAAAAAUUUGAAAUUUUCACGGAAUGUAUGUAAAGAUGUAGGUUCUUUGCUUUGCAAAUUCAAAGUAGUAGCAUUUUUGCUAUCUGUGCUUGUGAUUGGCUCAUUUACUGCUCUUCUUUGGUCAUUCUUAUUUUGGCAUUUGGUCACUUUAGGUGCAAAUAAAAUAAUUUUGGGUGUAGUUCCUGCAGUUCAAUGCUUUAUUGGAGAACUACCAUUUUUCUUUUUCUCAGGAAAAAUUAUUUCAAAAUUAGGUCACUUUAAUAUAUUAACUGUAAAUUUUAUAUCAUUUGGUGUACGAUUCAUUGCUUAUUCUUUCAUCAAGAAUCCAUGGCUAGUGCUUCCCAUUGAGCUAUUACAAGGAUCUACUUAUGGUUUGUUUUAUGCUAAUAUGGCAUCAUUUGCACAUAUGGCUGCUUUGCCAGGCACUGAAGCCACUGUUCAAGGUCUUGUUGGAGGAGCUUUUGAGCUUGGUAUGGUUUUUGGUAACUUUUUAGGUGGCGUUGGCUUUCAGACUAUGAGUGGAGCAUUCACUUUUAAAUGGGCUGGAUUUACUUCUCUGAUUUAUUGUGGUGUACACAUAGUAUUCAGCAUUAUUGUGAAACAACUUGACAAAAGAACAACCAGAGAAGUGGAUGUUGUGCCACCUGCAGAAGAAAGUGUAUCAUUUAUGUAAUGAUAUGUGUUGUAGAAAUAACUUAUCAAUGAAUCUCAUUUGAAAGUAAUUUUCAGCAUUUAUUUGUAAUAUUUAUAUAUAUUUACUUAAAUUGGCAUGGUGAGCUUUUAGGUAAAUAUGUACUUUGUAUUUUCAUAAUUCAUGUGAAUUUAAUAGAUAUGUAAGUGGUUAUAUACUCAUAAUUUUUAUUCUUAAAAAUUUGAGUUCUGUAACACUAUGCCAGGUUUGCAUUUAUAUGUAUUUGUCAGUUAAGUAAAUUAUGCUAUUUUUAUAAAGCAUGUUAUAUAAAAAAAUAAACACUUUUCAAAAUAAAAGUAGUACUGAACUGCUGUCAUUGAUUUAAAGAUUUAAUCUACCUUUUAUUUGUUUUUAAUGUAAAUAAUUUUAUAUUCUGUAUUGCAUUAAAUUUGUUUUCAAGUCAUCCGCUGCAAGUGCAUUUCAUACUUAUUGAGUUCUUGGAUUUCUGUUCUGAUUUAAUGCACUAAUACAUUAAAUUCCAGUUCAGUACCUGCAGAGUAUUCUGUUUUAUAUAUUGAUCACAUCAUUUUUCAUCACCACUGUAUUUAUGCACAUGUAUUUUCAUUUUUUACCAUUUUGUGUUAAACCAUUGUUAGAACUUGAUUAUAAUUAUUUUGAAUUAUACAUACCUCACUUAUAGGCUGCAUAUCAAUUGCUUUAAUAUUUGUUUCCUGGUAUAUCUCUUUUCUUGCAAUAUGCAAGUUCAUCUAAUUUGAUUUGUAUUCUAAUCACACAAAUCAUUACAAAAUAUUUUAUAUAAAGUAUAUAUUUAUUUGAAUCUCAUGUUAAUUUUUAGAAGUCUUGUAUGUAUAGCCUUGAACAUUUCCAUUUUUAGUAAAAAUUUCAAUUGUAUUAUGAAGUUUUUUUUUUUUUUUUUUUUUUUUUUUUUUUUUUUUUUUUCAUUUUAGAUCUCUUUAACAAAAUUACAAAUCUUAUUGUUAGAUAUAUUUUGGGUGAAAUACUUAUUUUUAUUAAAAAAUAAGCUGACAUUUAUGCAAAUGUGUUCUUUCUUAAUAUAUGUUUACCUAUUCUUUCUUUAAAAUAAACAAAUCAUCUUUAAAAUAUCAAAUUUCAUACAUUAUUCUUAAUUAUAAAAAAGAAAUUUGCUCAAGGAUUGCUUAAAGUUUUCCAUUAUCUCUUACGAAAUGAAAGAAUCGUCUUUCACAAAACCAUAAUACAUGGUUUCAGUCUUCGGGACAUCUGUUUAAAAGUUGAACAAAAUUUGCUAAUAAAAGACUAUGCCAAUUAAUAUAUUAAAAAAUUUUCUACAUUAAAAUACUACAAUAGUUUUACUCCUUUAAUAAGAAAAAUUGCAAUUUUAGAGUUCAUGCACAAUUUUUGUGAUGGUUAAAGAUAUAUUAGCAAACAUAAAAACACUGACAGAGUGAGCUCAUUUUUUAAUUCUUUAUACUGUUUGAUAGAUCUGAUAUUAUUUUCAUUUUUUUAAUGGCAAAAAGGAAGGAUUGGUAAUUGAUGUGAAUUUUAACUAGGUUUUUAUUAAAAAAUACUUUUUUUUUUUUUUUAACCCAAGAGAGCAUUUGAUUUGACUGAACUGAAUGUUAAAAUUUGUCUAAACAUAAUUUUGCAGAAAAAAAUUACAUAUAAUAAUCAAAAGAAGGAUAAUUAACCUUCAGUUAAGCAAAUGUCUAUUGCAUUAAGUUAAUAUUUUCUGCAUUUUCUUUAUAAAUAUUAUUUUUUCAUUCAACAAAAAUGUUAAAACGAUACUAGUUAUUUGUAAAUUAUCAUCAUAAUAAACUUUUAUUUACUUUUUAAUGAAAAUUAAUUUAAUUUAUCUGAGAAUAAAUUUAUAUAUAUAUAUAUAUAUAUAUUCAUUACAUUAUCAUCAGAUAUAUUUAUUUUCUUUUCUACUGGUAUAAGUUUGCUAAACCUUUGAGUAUUUUAAAGUAAAUUAUUAUCCUGCAUUAUGCCAAAUAAUAAAAUGAUUUGACAUGACAGUGAUCUAAUUAAGUGAAUAAAAUUUGAAAAGUGAGAAUUCAUUAAUAGAAUAGUUUUGGAAAAUUAUUGUAAUGUUUUUAAUUAUAAAGUUUUCCUAAAUUUUGUAAUAUUUUUUGGGACAUAUUUAUGAUGAAGCAUUAAUUUUUUGCUCACAAGCACAUUUGAAAAUUUAAUUUUUAAGCAAUUAUUUGCUAUUCAAAUAUCAAACAUUCAACUGAAGAGAAUGCAUUCAUUAUAUUUCUAAUUUAAUGAAAGAGCAAUUACAUAAUUUAUAACAAACCAUUAAAAUUGGUGAUUUAUCAUUAUUUAGUGAUAUGUUUUAUUAUUAUGUGUUGUAUCUCAUUUUUUUAAAAAUUUUAGAUAAUUAUGUUAAACUUGUAAGUACAAACACUAUCAGUCUAAAUAAAUAUAAAUUCUUUUCCAUUGUGCAAAAUAAAUAAAAUAUUUGUCUUCAUCAGAACAAAAAGCAAGAACACUUUAAUUUUAACAUAAAUAUUAGAGUUUCGUCUAAGAUCUAGUGUGAAAAUUAUAAACUGUAGGGGAAAAGCAGAUUCCAAGUUUUUGAAAGGUAGUGUAAUUUGCAAUUAAUGAUUGAAAUUUAAUCACGCUUCUAUUUUUGCAACUUGUAAAAUGACCAUAUUUUCCAUUAAUGGUACUUAGUAUGCAAACAUUUCUUUUAACUCCCAUUUCUUGACUGAUGAAAACAGUCUUCAAGAUUUUAAGCUAUCCAGCCCCAUUAUUUUUUUUCAUAACUUUUAUAAGUAAGUAUUUUUAAGAGUUAAAGGUUUGAAUUUGAUAAACGAUACUUAAACAAGCUGUUACACAUGAAUGCUAAAAUUUAUGGAAAUAAAUUGCAUGUUACUUUUCAUUUCUUUCACAAUCACUGUCUCAUUUAUGACCUAGCUUAAAUAUUAAUAAAAUAAAUGUAAAUUUCACUUAUUAUUAGAUGCUCCAUUAUUAAUUCUUUUAUAUAAAUUACAUUCAAUCAUUUAUAAUUUUCUUCUAGUUCUAAAUUUACUUCCAAGUUUAAAAGGAAAUUCAUACUAAAAAGCAAUUAGUUGAAACACAAACAUUUCUUUUCCAGAAAUAUAUAUGUAAAGUAUAAUAUAUUUGUUGCUGCCGAACUGUAAAAAUCAAUUAACAAAACAAACAAAAAAAUACAUAAUAUGGAUUGAAAUCAAAUAGCAGGUAUUUAAUAAAUUGCAAAAUGAAUAAAAAAUACAGUAUGAUUUGAUGAAAUUUUGACAUAAAAAAAUUUUGUGGAGUAAAUCAUUUUCUUAAAGUUUUUGCCUGUUGACAAAAGGGGGAUAUGCAUUCCCUUGAAACAUGUCUGACUGUUAUUCAUACUGAAAUUAAUAUCAAUGAAAAGCUUAUUUUUGCUGUUUGUCAGUGCUUAUAUUAGCAUAUAUUUCCUGUAUUUAUUAUUCAAUAGUUAUUUGCAAGUUUGUAUACAGUACAAAGUCCGUAAUCUUGACUCGUCGGGACUUUGGCAAUUCUGGAUUAGAGGUUUUUCCAGAUUAUAGAUCAUCAAUUUAAA